AUGUUACUAUUAAUUUUUUAUUAUCUAUUUUCAUUUGUUUUAUUUCAAUUAAAUAUAAAUUUGAUUUAUUCUAAAACACAAGACAGUUGUAUUACUUUUAAAAAUUCAUCAACACCUGCUGAAAAUAUAUGCGAAGAUUUUGUAGAUGAUAAUACGACAAUCAUAGUAGAAUUAAACUGUUUCAUUCGAAAAGCUUUAAUAAUGGAAAUGGAUGAAUGUCCAAGAAAUUAUUCACAUAUUUUCCUUACAUUCCCAGAUAAUACAAUUUUUGAAAGAUUUUUUAAGGAAAAUCAUGAAAUUAUUAAAAAUUUAUUUAAAAAUAGAACUCUUCUCAAUACUGUCACUUUUCACAUAGUAAUUAUAAGGGAUAAUCUUACGGAAAUCACAUGGAAUUAUAUCAAUUCAACAUUAAAAAUUAAUCUACAAGAUUAUACUGAACUAUUAGUUGGCUUUGAACAACAAAAUCGAGAUAGAAUACUGCCAGUAAUUGGGGAUGAUUUUCCUUAUUAUAAUAAUAGUCUGAUUAAAUUGCGUGCAUCAUGUGGAAAUAUACAAGGAACCAUUAUAUACCAUCCAGUUAAAAAUGGAACUAUGGUACUUGAACAGAACGAUUGUAUAAAUAAAACGUAUGAUAUUAUCUUAAGUACAACGGAUACGACUGUUAUACUUACGUCUGAAUUGAUAUCAACAAUUGCAUCAGAUACAACAAGAAAAAUAACAACACCUCAGUCAACAGAAAUAACAUCUACUGUUAAAGUAGAAACGACAAAAGAGUAUCAAACAACGAAGUUAAUUACUAAUAUGUCUAGCCCCAUUUCAAAAGCGACACUGAUAACUAUAUCUGCAUUAUCAACAAUGAAAACAACAACAGAAAAGAUUAUUUCAUACACUAUCAACAUGAAUUUAUCGUCUACUCAGCUAUCAAAAACGUCCGAUAAUACUUUACUUCAAUAUGUUCUUCCUAGUCUAGUCAUAUUUUUAAUAUGUAUUGCAAUAUGUACCAUCCUAAUGUAUCAUCGUCAAUAUAAAUCAAAUGAUACUAUCGAUGAUGAUGCCAGUAUACUGUCAGAACUAGCUAGUACUGAUAUAUCGAUAAUUAAAAAUAAUACUACGACAAAUGUUACACGUACUUUUGACGAUAAUUUUUAA
This is a messenger RNA of Adineta steineri, 1149 nucleotides long. The record is from the annotation of a GenBank genome assembly. NCBI's taxonomy places the organism in Eukaryota, Metazoa, Rotifera, Eurotatoria, Adinetida, Adinetidae.